AUGGGUAUUAAAGCCAGUGUACGGAACGAUAACCUGCAGGAGGUUGAGGAGGAGGGCCCAUUGGUCGACCUCGAAGAAUUUGCGCUCCUUGAUCAGGUCGGUUUAAAGGUGUUGUCGUACCCUGCAUGCUCGGUAGAUUAUGUCCAGUACCAGCAG
Molecule: messenger RNA, 156 nt
Organism: Acaulospora colombiana
Lineage: Eukaryota; Fungi; Glomeromycota; Glomeromycetes; Diversisporales; Acaulosporaceae
Source: the annotation of a GenBank genome assembly